This is a messenger RNA of Danaus chrysippus (African queen), 375 nucleotides long. The record is from the annotation of a GenBank genome assembly. Lineage: Eukaryota; Metazoa; Arthropoda; Insecta; Lepidoptera; Nymphalidae.
AUGCGCGACCACUCGCACCACCCCUCGAGCUUACGACCGCCUCCCUCGGCCGCGGGCUCCUGCAAAAAGAACCUUACGACCCUUGACAGAAGGCUCAUCACAUCAAACCAAACCAAACCUCACAAUCACCAGGAUCCUUCGGUUCUGAAGCCUCUGAGACUCUGUGGGCGAAGCUGCGGUCGCCAGGACAGACGACGCGAUAGUUCAGAGUUAGCGAACCACCGACGGAAGAGAAGCGAACGAAACGAAACAGCACAGGUCGAACAUGGAAGACAAGACCUUGAGCCAGAACAGACACGCGCCGGCGACCAGGAACCACAUCGUCUAUACCGACCACAAAGGCAGAAAGUGAGUAUAACUAAGUGCAUCAAUUAG